UGUGUUUGUGUGUGUGAGAGAGAGGGAGAAGGAGAGAGAGAGAGAAGGAGGGAGAGGCAGGUGGAAAGGGGGAGGGGUCUGGGGUGGUCCAGACAGUCGCUCCUUGUGUACCUCACACACUCUCAGCCUCUGCUGCGCAUCAUUUAAGAGGAGCCCGGCUGUCGCUUUCUCCGGUCAGUCUCACGGUCUGUGCUGCUUUAUACAACUAGACCGCUUGCUUUUUCGCUUCUCCACAUUUUUUCUUUUUUUUAUCCUGUCUCCGAAACCAGUCGAUGAACUUAGACCUCCUCACCACCUUUAUAUGGAAAAUACGGCUCUUCAAGGCGCAUUUGGUCUCUCCUACCCGAGAGGAAGCGCACGGAGGAAAACGGUUGAGGGCUAAAUGAAAGCAGCCGUGAUUCAUGGACGCACAGCGCAUCAUGAGAAUACUACAACUACCAACAAGGGAGGACCUGGCAUGGACCGCCGUGUCUAAAUGAAGUGGUUCAGCCAUGCAAUGCUCCUGGAAGGCAGUGAUUCUGCUGGCCUUGGCCUCCAUUGCCAUCCAGUACACGGCCAUCCGGACACUCACCUCCAAGCCUUUCCAGCUGUGCCCGCUGCCCAGCCCCCAGAACUGUGGUCUCGGGGGCCAGGAGACAGACCCUCCCUUUGAGCGGGGUGCGGCAGGUGGUGGAGGCUGUGACGACUACCCUUACUUUUCCAUCAAUGCUACACGCAAAACGCACAUCCUGGUCCUGGCCACCACCCGCAGCGGCUCCUCAUUUGUUGGCCAGCUGCUCAACCAGCACCAGGAGGUGUUCUACCUGUUUGAGCCUCUUUAUCAUGUUCAAACCACACUGAUUCCACGUUUGUCACACAGCCGCAAUGCUGCAGACCGGCGUGUGAUGCUUGGCGCCAGUAGAGACCUCCUGCGCAGCCUGUACGGUUGUGACCUCUACUUCCUGGAGAGCUAUAUCAAACCAACGCCCACCAACCACACCACAGAUAAGCUGUUCCGCCGUGGUGCCAGCCGAGCGUUGUGCCAGCAACCUGUAUGUGAUGCCUUUGGUCCUGCUGAUGUGAAUGUGGAGGAGGGGGACUGUGUUAAGAAAUGUACCACCCUAAACAUGACUUUGGCGACAGAGGGAUGCCGAGACAAGCGACACGUGGCAAUUAAAAUUGUUCGGGUGCCUGAGAUCGGAGAUCUACGCGCUUUGGUGGAAGACCCGCGGCUGAACAUCAAAGUGAUUCAACUCGUCAGAGACCCGCGUGGUAUCCUGUCAUCCAGGAUUGAGACAUUCAGGGAUACAUAUCGUCUGUGGCGCAUUUGGAGGGCCACAGGGCGAAGACCCUAUAAUUUAGAUUUGAGUCAGCUUACAGUUGUCUGUGAAGACUUCCUUAGUUCCGUUUCAACCGGUCUGAGCCAUCCCUACUGGCUGAAAGGGAAAUACAUGUUGGUUCGAUAUGAGGAUUUAGCCAGGAAUCCGCUUCUAAAGACAAAGGAGAUUUAUGAAUACCUGGGGCUGACUAUGGAUAAAAAUGUGGAGGACUGGAUACAUGCAAACACUCGAGGUAGCAAUGAGCCCUCGGCCAAACACAAGUUUGGUACAGUGAGAGACUCUGCAGCUAACGCAGAAAGCUGGCGUUUGAAACUGUCUUAUGAUAUGGUCGAAUACACACAGACUAUGUGUCAGAAAGUACUCCACCAGCUGGGAUACAAGGCUGUGAGAUCGGUAGAGGAACUGAAAAAUAUGUCCCUCUCACUGGUACAGGACAAAACUUUUGUACCUUUUUUGUAACAAAGAUAGUUCUCUAAUGACUAUUUUGAUAUAUUUAUAAUUGUUGCCUUAUAAUUUCCUUAGUUUAUUGGUUUUGUUUCUGUAAUUAUGUUUCUUCAAAUUUGCACUAAAUUUAAAAUAUUUUGAAUGCACCGGGGGACCUAUGGAUGAUGCCCUUUUGUUGCAGAACAGCACACUUUAAACACAAAGUACGUUAGUUUACAACUGUCUCAUUAUUUAGUUUUUUUCAUAAAUAGAACCAAGACAAGGUACUGUCUUCAUUAAUUUCUGGUAUGCAAGCUACUGCUCCAACAGAGCCCAAAUGUUGCCCUUUCUACACAUGAGACGGGGAGUCAGGAGAGGUUUGGUAAAGCAGAUGUUUUUUGUUUUUUUUUCUUAGACCUGUGAUGGCAGAAUUGGACUGUAUGAGCCCUACUGUGCAAUAAAUAGUGAAUGUCGCAGUCAACCUUUACCACUAUGGCAUUUCUAUCCAUGUGGGAAGAGAAGAAUUACUUCUGACAGAUGCUACGCUUGCAGAGGAUAAUUGCAGACAAUUAAUAGGCUCUCAAGUUUAAGGGACAGAAUCCCACUGGAUGUCACAAGUGUUUCAUCAGAGUAUUUACAGCCAUCUGUGAUAGACAAACACACUCUAAUGAGAGGUAAUGCUGAAAUCUUCAUUACUCUGGCCUAUUUAGAGAAUACGUCACAUUUGUCAAGAUGAUUACACCAUUCAAAACACGGAUGUAGACAUUUUAUAUCUAAUACGAAUAGACACUGAAACCUUCUGGUGAAUGUUAAUGAAUUGGCAUUUGUCAGUUGUAUUUAUUAUUGCUUCAUUUGUUUGUUUCUUUGUAUUUGGCAGAGGCAGUUAAUCAUGAAACGUUUACAAUGUGAGCUCAUCAAAGCCUUCUCUAUUUUCAGGUAUAAAUGAUCAUGCCUUUGUCAUCCACAUAUAAUAGAACAUUGAUUUGUCUUUUAAACGAAACAAAGAUGUCCGUGUUUUUAUCGCACUUUCAUAAGCAGUGAAGGUAUGAGACAGAAAAAUAUCCAGGAACAGAAAUAGUAAAUUCAUUCUCUCUCAAGUACUAUAACACAGCUCUUUUGACAGAUAUGAAUCUUUCAUGUGGAAUAUAAACAUAAAUCCAAUGUGAGCUGAGCAAGAUAUGUCUCUGUUGAACAGGCUGCACUGCAGAUUUUUCUGGGAGGUUUGGAUAGAUUAUAAUACCGUACAACACAACCAUAUUCAAAAAACAAUCUACAUUAGGUCACAUAUGAAUAGAGUAUUACGGUAAUGACUGUCUGUAAUCUGGAACAAAUCCUCUGAUCGUCAUAGAAGCAGUUGGCUAGAUGUUUUAUCCAUGUGAUGUUAAAGGAUAAAAACCAUGGUUGAAAUACAGAACAGUUCAGUCGGUGUGUC
Messenger RNA from Notolabrus celidotus (New Zealand spotty), 3174 nucleotides. Its product is annotated as carbohydrate sulfotransferase 1-like. Gene Ontology annotation, biological process: keratan sulfate proteoglycan metabolic process; N-acetylglucosamine metabolic process; carbohydrate metabolic process. Gene Ontology annotation, cellular component: Golgi membrane. The record is from RefSeq and is a predicted model, not a curated record. Lineage: Eukaryota; Metazoa; Chordata; Actinopteri; Labriformes; Labridae. The transcript has 2 exons. Gene Ontology annotation, molecular function: N-acetylglucosamine 6-O-sulfotransferase activity; keratan sulfotransferase activity. The coding region runs from base 492 to 1778 and encodes 428 amino acids.